Molecule: messenger RNA, 897 nt
Organism: Adineta ricciae
Lineage: Eukaryota; Metazoa; Rotifera; Eurotatoria; Adinetida; Adinetidae
Source: the annotation of a GenBank genome assembly
AUGGCGAAUCGUUGGAGAUAUAUGGGACAUGAGAUUGGCGGUUGGGUAGCGACAAACCCUGAACCGGCUCAAAAACUCGUUUUUAGACUCGAAAAAAACAAAUGGAAAGGAAACGGACAAUAUGCUCGUUUACCUGAACAUUACAAACAGCGUGCUAUCGAACAUCUCUAUGGAGACAAAGAAGAUGUUCAUGAUGUUCGUGAUAAACGAAAAUUUAUUGUGAAUCAUGAAACCGGUGUUUGGACCCGUACGCAACAUGUACCAGUGACCGUUGUACCAACGGUCCAGGCUGAUAAAGGCUUAUGGGGUGGUGAAGGUGUAGUCAUUGGAUAUGAAGAUGGAGAAGUGAAAGAUGACUAUUAUCGCUGCUUUGUAACAAUACCCAAAUUAAUGAAAUUACUUUUCUACAGUGAAAUUCUCGAUCAACAUUAUGCUGUUUGUGUUACACGACGUACCGUAUCGAAAAUAGAAGAAGCAACAACAUUCGAUCAUUAUAUUCUCAAGACUCCGUUACAAGAUCUCAACUCUAAGUUUGGCUUUGAUUUACGCCGACAAAUGCUACACAAACUAGCCAAUAAUGGAGAGAAUCUUUGGCUGAAUGAUCCACAAAAGCGAUUGGCAAUCUUCAACAAAUACAAACAAUAUCAAAUACCUAAGGAAGAAAUCGACUGGGUUGGUCUAUUACCUGAUGAAGCAUUAGAAAAAUUGGAACAAGAAGAAGACGAAAAGUACGAGCAAUCUGUUCGUCCAUGGAAAGAGCUAUUUCGCGAAUCACUCAUCGCUGAGCUCUCUCGACGACAAAAGAAUAAUGAACCAAUAGAUAUAGUACCGGUAGCAUCAAAACCAGCGCCGAGAAGCCUGAAGGAAAAGGUUAUGAAUAAGCUGUGGGGAUCAUGA